Poecile atricapillus (Black-capped chickadee) is the source of this 630-nucleotide messenger RNA. RefSeq lists its product as uncharacterized. NCBI's taxonomy places the organism in Eukaryota, Metazoa, Chordata, Aves, Passeriformes, Paridae. The coding region runs from base 1 to 630 and encodes 209 amino acids. The transcript is spliced from 4 exons. The record is from RefSeq and is a predicted model, not a curated record.
AUGGAGCGGGGCUCCCGCCGACUUCCCAGCGGGGCUGACCUGGCCCUUUCGCACGGUACCGGGGAACGCGGCGUGGGAGAGUCACGCCUGUGUCAGCGGGGCACAAGGGCACCCGUGCAAACCGGGGGCGAGGCACGGAGCAAGGAGCGGUCUCGGGUGAAGGGGGGCAACACCCGCAGCAAGGCACUGCCGAGGGAAAGCCGCCGCCGGUGCCCGGCGCUGACGGGGCGCCUCCGCCACCGCCCCGGCGCCCCCGCGGGCGGGACCCCCGACCCGGCACGGCCCGGGCCGCGCCAGGGAGCGCCGCGGACGCUCCCGCCGGCGGCCGGUCCGGCGCGGUUGGGCUUUACCUCGGUGCCCGCCGCCGCGGGCCGGAGGGCAGCGGCGCCGCCGCCUCAGCCCGUCCCUUCUCGCCCCGCGCGCGCCGCCCGGGCCCGGCCGCUCCCGGCUGCGGCUGCGGCCCGACUGCGGCGCGCGCCGUCAGGUGACUGCCCGCAGCACCGCCCGCCCCCCCGCGCGCGCGCGCGCCCCGCGCCCCGCGCGCACGCCCCGCGCGCCCAUUGGACCCGGCGCUCGCCGCCGCCGGGCGGCCGCCCACACCGCCGCGCACUGCGCAUAGUGACGCACUGA